GGCAGCCGGAGCCCGAGGCGGCGGCGCUAUGGCGGGCGGCCCGCAGGAGAACACGCUGCUGCAUCUCUUCGCCGGCGGAUGUGGAGGAACGGUUGGUGCCAUCUUUACUUGUCCCUUAGAAGUAAUAAAGACUAGGCUCCAAUCUUCAAAACUGGCCUUUCGGACUGUCUAUUACCCGCAAGUCCAGCUGGGGACCAUCAGUGGUGAAGGAAUGGUCAGGCCAACAUCUGUUUCACCUGGGCUCCUUAGCGUUCUUAAGUCAAUUCUGGAAAAAGAAGGACCAAGGUCACUCUUCCGAGGUCUGGGUCCAAACUUGGUUGGAGUUGCACCAUCGAGAGCUGUCUACUUUGCGUGCUACUCCAAAGCCAAAGAGCGAUUUAAUGGCAUUUUUGUACCCAACAGCAACAUUGUGCAUGUCUGUUCUGCAGGUUCUGCAGCCUUUAUCACAAAUACCCUGAUGAAUCCUAUAUGGAUGGUGAAAACCAGAAUGCAACUGGAACGGAAAGUCAGAGGUUCAAAACCAAUGAAUGCUCUGCAGUGUGCUAGAUACGUUUACCAGAUGGAAGGUAUGCGUGGUUUUUAUAGAGGAUUGACUGCCUCCUAUGCUGGGAUUUCUGAGACCAUUAUCUGCUUUGCUAUUUAUGAAAGUUUAAAAAAGCACUUAAAAGAAGUCCAGCUGCCCUCCUCUUCUUCUAACGGAACCGAAAGGAGCUCCACAAACUUCUUUAGACUGAUGUUUGCUGCUGCUGUUUCCAAGGGCUGUGCCUCUUGUAUUGCUUAUCCACAUGAGGUCAUACGGACACGGCUGCGAGAAGAAGGCACUAAGUACAAGGCCUUCAUUCAGACAGCACGGCUGGUAGCACGUGAGGAAGGCUACCUCGCCUUCUAUAGAGGACUUUUUGCCCAGCUCAUCCGGCAGAUACCAAACACAGCCAUUGUGUUGUCCACUUACGAGUUAAUUGUGUAUCUGUUAGAAGACCGUGCGAAGUAGCAGAGCCAAGACUGCUGUUACUGACUGUAGACCAAUGUCUUCGUUGAACAAACAGUCCUUAAUGACUGACGCAGGUUGCAUUGUUGGUGGAAGAACUGCAAGUCUGUGAUCACCUGCUGAAUGUUUUCCUUUUGGAUUCAUGCUUUCUGAAAGGUUUUGAGUCAUUAACGUUAAUAGUUAAUUAUAACUUUUUUUUAACUUAAUGAUAAUUAAGCAGCUACUAAAUUAAAUUACACUAUUUAAUUUAAGUAUAUGUUUGUCCUUUUUCCUUAAGCACAGCCAUUGUGGUCAAGGAAUGUACCUCAUACCAUCAAGUGGUCUCUUGGACUGAUGUUCAUUAAACUGUAUUAAAACUGAAGAACUGGCUUGGAAUUUUGAAACUUAGUCUUCCUACCACUGCAGUUGUAUCAUCUUUUAGCACUAAAGUAAGCUUAUGUCCAGAUAACUUUGACAGGUCUUCUAGUUUAUUUGUGGUACAUCAGCUCUUGCUGUGCAAACAUUCUGCAGCGUUCAAGAGGCACACCAGAAUCUGUUAAAAAAAGCCACUUACACUGGUAACAUUUGCAAAAUAAGAUUUUGAAGUGGGAAGCACUUCAGUAAAAUGUCCUUAGUUACAGCACUGUGCAUCUGUGCACCAGUGUUUGCAGACUGACCUGUCCUAACUGCUUUUAGACCUUGCUUUUGUGAAUGGCUGAGAGCAUAAGGACAGUCAGCGUUUGAGGCAUGGCCACCUUGUAGAAAUUCCAUGAGAUGUGCUACCUUGGUCGUGUAUCCUGACCUAAGCCUUUUUCUACUGCAGAGCUGUUUUUUGUGUUUUUCAAUGCUGGGGACCUGGAAAGUAGAAGAGAGGAUAAGAUAGGUCUCAAGUACGA
Molecule: messenger RNA, 1863 nt
Organism: Lagopus leucura (white-tailed ptarmigan)
Lineage: Eukaryota; Metazoa; Chordata; Aves; Galliformes; Phasianidae
Gene: SLC25A33
Product: solute carrier family 25 member 33
Exons: 7
Coding region: 29-991 (320 amino acids)
Biological process (GO): pyrimidine nucleotide import into mitochondrion
Cellular component (GO): mitochondrion
Molecular function (GO): pyrimidine nucleotide transmembrane transporter activity
Source: RefSeq, a predicted model, not a curated record